AUGCAGUUAGGGGAGCAGCUCUUGGUGAGCUCGGUGAACCUGCCCGGAGCGCACUUCUACCCGCUGGAGAGUGCGCGAGGGGGCGGCAGUGGGAGCGCAGGACACCUCCCGGGCGCGGCCCCCUCGCCUCAGAGGCUGGACUUAGACAAAGCAUCCAAGAAGUUCUCGGGCAGUCUCUCCUGCGAGCCGGGGAGCAGGGAGCCAGCAACCGCCAGCGCGGGGGGCCCCGCGGCCAUGCUAAGUGACGCCGACGCCGGGGACGCCUUUGCCAGCGCCACGGCAGUGUCCAAGCCAGGGCCCCCGGACGGCCGCAAGGGCUCCCCCUGCGGGGAGGAGGAGCUGCCCUCCGCCGCUGUCGCCACCGCGGCUGCUGCCACCGCGCGCUACUCCAUGGACAGCCUGAGCUCGGAGCGCUACUACCUCCAGUCCCCCGGGCCGCAGGGCUCUGAGCUGGCAGCGCCCUGUUCGCUCUUCCCGUACCAGGCGGCGGCCGGGGCGCCCCAUGGAUCUGUGUACCCGGCUCCCAACGGGGCGCGCUACCCCUACGGCUCCAUGCUGCCCCCCGGCGGCUUCCCCGCGGCUGUGUGCCCACCCGGGCGGGCGCAGUUCGGCCCCGGGGCCGGCGCGGUCAGUGGCGCGGGUGGCGGCGGCGGCGGGGGCGGCGGCCCGGGCACCUAUCAGUACAGCCAGGGGGCUCCGCUCUACGGACCGUACCCUGGGGCGGCAGCGGCCGGAUCUUGCGGAGGAUUGGGGGGCCUGGGGGUUCCCGGUGCCGGCUUCCGCGCCCACGUCUACCUGUGCAAUCGGCCUCUGUGGCUCAAAUUCCACCGUCACCAAACUGAGAUGAUCAUUACGAAACAGGGCAGGCGCAUGUUUCCUUUCUUGAGCUUCAACAUAAACGGACUCAAUCCCACUGCCCACUACAACGUGUUCGUGGAGGUGGUGCUGGCGGACCCCAACCACUGGCGCUUCCAAGGGGGCAAGUGGGUGACCUGCGGCAAAGCCGACAAUAACAUGCAGGGCAACAAAAUGUAUGUUCACCCAGAGUCUCCUAAUACUGGUUCCCACUGGAUGAGACAGGAAAUUUCCUUUGGGAAAUUAAAACUCACCAAUAACAAAGGCGCAAAUAACAACAACACCCAGAUGAUAGUCUUACAGUCUUUACACAAAUACCAACCACGACUGCACAUUGUUGAAGUCACAGAGGAUGGCGUGGAAGACUUGAAUGAGCCCUCAAAGACCCAGACCUUUACCUUCUCAGAAACGCAAUUCAUUGCAGUGACUGCCUACCAAAACACUGAUAUUACUCAACUAAAGAUUGAUCAUAACCCCUUUGCAAAAGGCUUCAGGGACAACUAUGAUUCCAUGUACACCGCUUCAGAAAAUGACAGGUUAACUCCAUCUCCCACGGAUUCUCCUAGAUCCCAUCAGAUUGUCCCUGGAGGUCGGUACGGCGUUCAGUCCUUCUUCCCGGAGCCCUUUGUCAACACUUUACCUCAAGCCCGAUAUUAUAAUGGCGAGAGAACCGUGCCACAGACCAACGGCCUCCUUUCACCCCAACAGAGCGAAGAGGUGGCCAACCCUCCCCAGCGGUGGCUUGUCACGCCUGUCCAGCAACCUGGGACCAACAAACUAGACAUCGGUUCCUAUGAAUCUGAAUACACUUCCAGCACCUUGCUCCCAUAUGGUAUUAAAUCCUUACCCCUCCAGACGUCCCAUGCCCUGGGAUAUUACCCUGAUCCAACCUUCCCUGCAAUGGCAGGGUGGGGAGGUCGAGGUUCUUAUCAGAGGAAGAUGGCAGCUGGACUACCAUGGACCUCCAGAACAAGCCCCCCUGUGUUCUCUGAAGAUCAUCUCUCAAAGGAGAAAGUCAAAGAGGAAAUUGGCUCUUCUUGGAUAGAGACACCCCCUUCCAUCAAGUCUCUAGAUUCCAAUGAUUCGGGGGUAUACACCAGUGCUUGCAAGCGAAGGCGGCUGUCUCCUAGCACCUCCAGUAAUGAAAAUUCUCCCUCCAUAAAGUGUGAGGACAUUAAUGCUGAAGAGUACAGUAAAGACACCUCCAAGGGCAUGGGGGGGUAUUAUGCUUUUUACACAACUCCCUAA
Cynocephalus volans (Philippine flying lemur) is the source of this 2103-nucleotide messenger RNA. It is a transcript of the gene EOMES, whose product is annotated as eomesodermin. Gene Ontology annotation, cellular component: nucleus. The coding region runs from base 1 to 2103 and encodes 700 amino acids. Lineage: Eukaryota; Metazoa; Chordata; Mammalia; Dermoptera; Cynocephalidae. The transcript has 6 exons. Gene Ontology annotation, molecular function: DNA-binding transcription factor activity, RNA polymerase II-specific; RNA polymerase II cis-regulatory region sequence-specific DNA binding. The record is from RefSeq and is a predicted model, not a curated record. Gene Ontology annotation, biological process: CD8-positive, alpha-beta T cell differentiation involved in immune response; regulation of transcription by RNA polymerase II; positive regulation of DNA-templated transcription.